This is a messenger RNA of Anas platyrhynchos (mallard), 1344 nucleotides long. It is a transcript of the gene CBY2, whose product is annotated as chibby family member 2. The record is from RefSeq and is a predicted model, not a curated record. NCBI's taxonomy places the organism in Eukaryota, Metazoa, Chordata, Aves, Anseriformes, Anatidae.
CCUCUGUCACCAUAGCGUCCCCAGGAUGCCCCAGCUGGCCGCCUGCUUGUCCCAGAGCAGGACCUCAGGCUGAAAAACCAAGCAGGGACCAGGCUGCCUGGCAGGGGAGAGGGAAGGUCAUCGCCUCCAACCAACAGUCCCAAUCAAGCUCUGCCAGCUUCUGUGUCAUCUCCAGCUUCUGUCAUCUGCUCCUCGCUAGAUCAGUGGCCUCUUGCAGAAGUCCUGGAAGAAACCUUUCCACAGUCUGCCUCAGCUUACUAGAGGAAGGCCAUGUCUGCUUUCGACCUGACAAACCAGAGCAUGCAGUGUACAAGGCCCGAGACUGAUUAUGCCAUCCCGAGGAUGAAGCUGAUGGAUGAGACGUUUGUCUUUAUCGAUGGUAAGUGGGUGAACGAGAUGUACUGCCAGCCACCUUUUGCUACCCAUCGGAAACUCUUUGGCAAGAAGGCACAGAAUGAGUGGAGCAUCUGGGAGGAGAACAGAGCACUCUGGGAGGAAAACCAAGUCCUCCGUAUUGAGAACAGGAUGCUCUGGGAAGAGAACCAGGCUCUGCAAUGUCUCCAGUCCCAGAACAAAACUGUCCAGGUUAUUUAUAAUGAUGCCAUCCAGCAAAGCCUCCAGAAGGAGAAGCUCUUCCCGUUCUUCCAGGACAGGGACUUAGGCUUCCAGGUUAGCCCGAGCAACAAAGCUCUCCAGUUGGUCAGGGAAAGGAACAGAGUCUUAGAGGUUUUCCCGCAGGAGAAUAAAACUCUUCCCAGCAUCUGGAAAGACCAAAAAGUCAUGGUGGUCCAUGAAGAGAGCAAAGAUGCCAGCUCAGCUCAGAAAGAAGCUGAAGCUUCCACAGGUGUAGAAGAAGGCAACCUUGGCCUGGCAUCUCAGCAGGAACAGGAAGCUAAAGCAGAGAGCAUCACUCCAUCCCAGAGCGAGAGCAAGGCUGCCCUGAGCACGCAGGAUGAUCGUGAGAUCCUCCAGGCUCUCCACGACCUAUACCAGAUCCUCCAGGUCUUCCUGAGAGAGAACCGCCUCCCUGGGGACAGAGAGAGACCUCAUCUUCUCCAUGACAAGGGGAGAUUCUACCAGGAAGAGUACAAGAAAUUGAAGCUCCAGCUGAACGCUGUGAAAAACACCGUGUCAGACAUUACGGCUCAAAUGGAAAUGCUGGAAAAAGAGCUCAUUGCCUUCACUUUUCCAAUGUACAAAGAAGCAGGACAGAACCUGGCAAAUAAGUGUCAGCUUGGAGACAUCUGAAGCCUGGUGACAAACCUGCUGGUUCGGUUUCCUGGAAAGGAUCUCUCCUCGUUUCAGGGAACUUAAUAAAAUCUCAGUAGAGACUGAAGGAAAAAG